Molecule: messenger RNA, 2198 nt
Organism: Cyprinodon variegatus (sheepshead minnow)
Lineage: Eukaryota; Metazoa; Chordata; Actinopteri; Cyprinodontiformes; Cyprinodontidae
Product: tyrosine-protein kinase STYK1-like
Exons: 9
Coding region: 1-1443 (480 amino acids)
Biological process (GO): cell surface receptor protein tyrosine kinase signaling pathway; protein phosphorylation; positive regulation of kinase activity
Cellular component (GO): signaling receptor complex
Molecular function (GO): ATP binding; transmembrane receptor protein tyrosine kinase activity
Source: RefSeq, a predicted model, not a curated record
AUGAUUGGACAGGAUCAGUAUGUAACACGUGAAUAUCAACUCGGAGUAAUUGUUGUCCCUGCGUUGUUGGUCUCCCUCUCGGUGAUCAUAGUAUUGAUCAUCUUUAUAUUGCUGUGCUGCAAUAAGCACGAACGGACACAAGUCAGAAACCCCAGACAAUACAAUCCCAACCAGCACACCACAAACCACAGACACACACUUCGAAACAACCACCAUCAAAACCGUCACCCCAACCACCACAGACAUCACUUGCAUGGAAUAGAUGCACCGCCCGGAAUCGACCCUCUUGAACAUGAAGAAGUGCCAAUGACAAUCCAAAACACACAUAACAAUGUGAAGCCAACUCUGGCUGCAGCACGUCAUGCAUCCCCAGAGAGGCAUGCAACGGCAGCACGGCAUGCAGCUAGAGAUAGGCAUGGCGCUGCAGCAAGACAUGGCUCUCCAGAGAGGACUGUGGCUCCAUCACCACAGACAUCCAGAGAGAGAAAUGUGGCAGCAACAACACAUACGCCCACAACAGUUCCUCUGGGAAACUUUAGACAUGUCACCGCAUUGACGCCGUCUUUCUCCAUCAGACCUAAUGAAACAAUAAGUCUUUACAGAGCCCGGAUGGACAACAGGGACGUCGUCCUUAGAACGCUAAAAGAAAAUGCAAGCAACAGUGAAAAACAGCACUUUCUAGGGUUUGCAUCUUUCCUGGGGAGACUGGGCCCUCACCCUUUCAUCCCUGCCCUGCUGGGUGUGGUUUCAGUGAGGUCGCCUUUGGUGAUGGUGAUGGAGGAGCUGAGGAACAGAGACCUGCUGGGGUUUCUAUGGAGGUGCAGAGAGGACACUACAAGCCAUGGCAUCACAGAGAAGAGGAUCGUCAUCAUGGCCGGACAAGUGGCCUCUGCUCUGGAGUACCUACACAAUCAGGGCUGCAUCCAUGGGAAUAUUGGAGCUCGCAGCGUUCUGGUCGGGGGCGAUCUGACAGCCAAACUGUGGGGAUUGGGCUCAGCGUACCACAGGACCCAGGUGAACACUGCAGGGCUGGUGGAGGACGUGGAGCUGAAGAAAUGGGAGGCGCCGGAAGUUCUGGCCAGGAGAACAGCCAGUAACAGCAGUGAUGUGUGGUCCUUUGGUAUCCUCCUUUAUGAAAUGGUUACAUUGGGUGACCCACCGUUUGCUCAGAUCAUGUCGACUGAACUUCUGCAGUAUCUCCAGAGAGGAAAAACUCUGAAGCGACCGACAAACUGCUCCAAUGCAUUGUACUCAAUCAUAAAAUCCUGCUGCAACUGGAACCCCCAGGGGCGUCCGUCUGUGACAGACCUGAUCAGGAUACUUCAUGCAGGGGAGCGCUCAGCGAAUGAAAGCACGGCUCUCCGAGCGUCUGAGCCUCUGAACCUGGAGAAAUACACCAGGGAGGCCGGAUAUGGGGAGGCGUUCAACUUCGCCAUCUUCUGAAGGGCUGCAGUGUUCAUCACUGGAACCUGUUAGGGCCAACAAAGCACUAUGGACUAAUGCAAGGGCACAGAAAAAUAUGAAGAAUGCAAAUUAUCUUUUUUAUACAAAAGUUUUAUAUUUAUGUUUAAAAUUGUAACACUUGGUAUGAAGCACAAUCAUUUACUACAUGUAAUGUAACUUAUUUUUUGUAAAUAUGUAUAUUAUCUGGUAAAUAGUACUAUGGUUUUCUAGGCCUUAAUGAAAGACAUUUGUUAUAUUCCUGUAUUAAGGUCAGUGCUGUCAUCUGUUUUUAAGACAGACAAUUAAGUAUUGCUUUUAAUGUCUUAUUUCAGCUCACAUCACAGCAGCAAAUAAUGAGCAACAAUUUAUUAUUUUAUAUACAACCAGUAAAACUGAACUUUUCUGGGCGAUUUAGACAAAAUCUAUUCUGCGUUUAAUUAAUACAAGGUUAAAUCUUAGGAGAGAAGCGGCUGUCAUAUUUGAUUUUUCUUUAGAAGAAAUGCAAAAUAGUAUGUGGUCUCCAUGGUAACCAACUGCUGUGCGGGUUGACGGGUGUCUUUAGCGGUUUCAAAGUAAUGUUUACUACAGCGAUGGUCAUGGACGGUUCUAGACAGGGGCCAGUUUGCCUUAACGGCAUCCCGUUAAGGCCCCUGUUCUGAGGACAUAAGACUAAAUAAAUUUCUGAUGAUGAUAUGCACUGGCAUAGAGGCUGUAACUGAUUUGUUGUGUUUCAUUUUCCCCUUUACACUUUUAUU